GUUGCCGCGGAGACCGCCGGCCGGGCUGGUCAGGGGCUGAGCGGCGUCUCCGCGCGGCGCUUCUACUCCCGAACUGCUGGCCGGAGGACGGCCGAGCGAGAGCGCGAGAGAGACGGCGCCGGGCGGGCGGGGGUACCCUUCGCAAAUUUUCACGCCGCUGGAGAGACAAAGACAUGUGAAGCUUCUCUGGGAAGGCCCCUUUGCAAAGACAACCCUUAUGAUGUCCCAGGAGAAAAAGCAUCCCGGCUGCAUUUGAUUGGGGACUUCAGUAGAUGCUGCUGGCCUUUAUCCCAGAACUGAUGUGACGUGCAGCUCAUCACUGAAGCGAAAAUGAUGUCUUCCACUGAAACAGACAUCUAAAGUUCGCCUUAAUGAACGCAGCUUUUGGUGCCCUACCCAUCCUUUUCAGGAACUCAUCGAUCUACGGCUUAUCCCGGAUCACCAACAGCCUUUUCAUCAGCAAUGGAGAGGCGGCCAACAACAAACUUUUCCUCUAUGCGAACCGCAUCACCACCAUAAUUAACGCCACGGUGGAGGUGGUCAGCACCUAUUUCCCAGACAUUUACUACGUCCACGUCCCUGUCUUGGACUGCCCCACCGCUCGAAUUUAUGACUUCUUUGACCCCGUAGCUGAUAAGAUCCACGCUGUGGAACAGAACCAGGGCCGGACCCUGGUGCAUUGCGCAGCGGGUGUCAGCCGCUCGGCUGCCCUCUGCAUCGCCUAUCUGAUGAAAUAUCACUCCAUGUCUCUGUCGAACGCCCAUGCCUGGGUCAAGUCCUGCCGGCCCGUUAUCCGCCCAAAUCUCGGUUUCUGGGAACAGCUGGUCGAAUACGAGUACAACCUCUUUGGGAAAAACAGCGUCAAGAUGAUCCAGUCUCCUUUGGGUCUGAUUCCUGACCUCUACGAAAACGAGGUUAGAGUCAUGAUAGCGCUGUGAGAGACCCAGCAGGGGUGCACACCAGCCAAGGCGUGUUUGCAUUCACGGAGCCAAGUCCCGAUCAAAAUAAAUCCAUGCACAACCUUGGCUAAGUUUGUCACACAAAGUGAGGCUUGGCAACCACCUUGGCUAGAAGGGGGAAUUUGACCAGGGAUCUUCUGCUUUUUUCUUUUCCAUAAAUAAAAACAACGGAUAUUGGAAGGAAAAAAAAUAUGACACCAUUAGAUUUGCUCCUUUUUUACCUUGGUCUCCAGAAUAAAUCCUGCAGCAAAAUUCUUGGCUGUUUGGAUCAAUAUGGCUUCUUUGUGGGUUGGGGUUCAACAGAGCAGCCUGUAGUAGCCCCAGACCUUUGGGCGAGAUAAAUCCCUUUUGUGAACUUUUGCUGCAUUUUUCCAGCCGUGUUAGGAAAACUGCAGGCAGACUUUCUAAACGUCUAAAUUCCUUCCCUGCUUCUGGCUGCUUUAAUAUAAAGGAUCCUCCAAUAAUUGAUUUACUUGGGC
Messenger RNA from Crotalus tigris (Tiger rattlesnake), 1438 nucleotides. It is a transcript of the gene DUSP18, whose product is annotated as dual specificity phosphatase 18. The record is from RefSeq and is a predicted model, not a curated record. The coding region runs from base 372 to 938 and encodes 188 amino acids. Gene Ontology annotation, biological process: protein dephosphorylation. The transcript has 4 exons. Gene Ontology annotation, molecular function: MAP kinase tyrosine/serine/threonine phosphatase activity. Lineage: Eukaryota; Metazoa; Chordata; Lepidosauria; Squamata; Viperidae.